CCCCAACUCCUCCCGGGCUGGCAGCGAAACUUUGAAGUGAAAGUGAAGUCAAGGGCAAUUUUCGCACUGUGACAUCCUGGUUACAGAAAGCUACAUGCGCUGUGAAGAGCAGUCGUUUGCCGGAGGGAAGGCUCAAGGCCACCUGGUGUUUGUUUCAGGAUGUACACAGAAGAGGAAGCUAAGAAAUUAGGAUUGGUUGGAUGGGUUAAAAACACCAGUCAAGGAACUGUAACGGGCCAAGUUCAAGGCCCAGAAGAUAAAGUAAAUGAGAUGAAGUCAUGGCUGAGUAAAGUUGGAAGCCCAAGUUCUCGCAUAGAUCGAACAAAUUUUUCCAAUGAAAAGGAGAUUCCAAAGCUUGACUUCACAGGAUUUACCACUAGAUACUAGAAGAAGAAAAUACCGCUAAGAGCUAAACUAUGGAGUUUCUGCUGCAUGUUUUUUGAUGUGCCUCUGUAAAAUGGCACAAAAGCAUUUGGAUGCUUUUUGUGUUAGAGAUAAAUGAUCCCUGUUCACAUGAAGUAAGGAUUUUUAGUUGCUGUGUUUGACAUUUGUUACACCAUGAAUGUCAGCAUCUAGUAUCUCAAAUGCCAAUAUCUAAUAUAUUGCAUCCUGAAAGCCAGAUAACUGGUUAAAAGUGGCAGUGAUUAUUUGUGCACAGUGUGACUUCUUCUGUAUAACCACGUGCAGCCUAAUCUUCACACUGUGAUUCAUGAUUUUAGAUGCACAAAAUAAUGAAUUUAUGUUGUACUGUUUGUAGUUGCACCAGAAAUACUUAACUACAGAACUAGACCACUAACAACUUUGUGUUGUGUUAUAUUAUUUGGGAUAAGUAGUUAAGAUACAGUGGUAAUUUCAAAUAAAUGUGCAUUGCCUCAAACUAGGAUUAUCUAA
Messenger RNA from Pogoniulus pusillus (Red-fronted tinkerbird), 891 nucleotides. RefSeq names its product acylphosphatase 2 (gene ACYP2). The transcript has 4 exons. The record is from RefSeq and is a predicted model, not a curated record. Lineage: Eukaryota; Metazoa; Chordata; Aves; Piciformes; Lybiidae. Gene Ontology annotation, molecular function: acylphosphatase activity. The coding region runs from base 160 to 387 and encodes 75 amino acids.